AUGCACAGAAACACUCUGCAGAUGUUCCUGCACUUACCAAUAAAUAACCAAACACGAAUCAACUCAGUUUCACCCUGAUCAGUCAGCCGGACCACCGGUAAAAAUGUCAGUCAAGAUUCUCUCCAUCACGCUCCUCCUGCUCUCAAUAUGUGUGUGUUGCCACUCCUCUGAAGUUCCAGCUCAUCCUGGAAAGAGACGACCGUGCUGCGUUGACGUCACCUACAUGAAUAAGAGCGUCGAGGUGGUGGGGGAAACAUAUCGUGAGCAGGCUGCAAGACCACCCUGUGUGAAGGCUAUAAUUUUCAACACAGGAAACAGAGGACAACUUUGUGCUGAUCCUAACGCUCAGUGGGUCAAGCAGCUCACUGCCCACAUGACGAAGGUGUAGUGAAGUGAAGUUCUCUGGUGAAGCAUCACUGCCUGUCUCCUUUGAGAUCACCUUUAAAAACGUAUUUUAACUCGAGUGCUUUCUUAAUGUAACUGUUUCUUUCUGCUUUCAUUUACAUUUACUCUAACCUGUUGAAUAAUCCUAUUGUUUAUUCUAGGUGACGGCUUUAGUCUUUUUUUGGACCAGCUGUUUUCAAAUGGAUACUUUUUGACUUCCUUUGUUUUUGUCUUUCUUGCUUAUUCAUGAAUUUCUUUCUUUGUAUUAUGUGUUGAUGUGAAGCACAUUCUGGCAGCAAAAAAUAAUAUAAAAAAAUAAACUUUUGUAUUAUUGAGCAAA
Molecule: messenger RNA, 724 nt
Organism: Haplochromis burtoni (Burton's mouthbrooder)
Lineage: Eukaryota; Metazoa; Chordata; Actinopteri; Cichliformes; Cichlidae
Product: eotaxin
Exons: 4
Coding region: 104-388 (94 amino acids)
Biological process (GO): positive regulation of ERK1 and ERK2 cascade; cellular response to tumor necrosis factor; immune response
Cellular component (GO): extracellular region
Molecular function (GO): CCR chemokine receptor binding; chemokine activity
Source: RefSeq, a predicted model, not a curated record